Beta vulgaris subsp. vulgaris (sugar beet) is the source of this 2185-nucleotide messenger RNA. RefSeq lists its product as hypothetical. The record is from RefSeq and is a predicted model, not a curated record. Lineage: Eukaryota; Viridiplantae; Streptophyta; Magnoliopsida; Caryophyllales; Amaranthaceae. The coding region runs from base 127 to 1980 and encodes 617 amino acids. The transcript is spliced from 3 exons.
CAGUCAAACCAACAGAAAACCCAACACAACAUAUGAACAUAUCUCUCACUCCAAUUUGUUCACUCCAUUUUCUCUCUCCUCUUUUUCUAUGAUCCCAUCUCACUCAAACUCACACUCUCCUCUUCCAUGGCACCUCCCAAAAAACACUACCUUUCACUUCUCCUCCUCCUCUCUCUCUUCAUUCUCUUCAUCUUCACUCACUUCUCUCUAUCUCCUCCCACUUCUCUCUCUAACCCACCAAUCACCCACUUUCUCUCUCCUCAAAAACCCUCGAAUCCCUUCACUUUCACCAUCAAAGUUCUUGCCUUUGAUCGCCUCUCUUCAAUCUCUCGUUGCCUAAAUUCUCUCUCCUCUGCCCGCUAUUUUGGGGACACCAUUGACCUUCACAUCUUCAUUGACCACUUUCACAACUCAUCAUCUUCAUCUGAUUUGGGCCCAAAGCUUGAGAAUUCCCACAAAAUCUUGGACUUUGUUGAUGGGUUUAAGUGGGCUUUUGGGAAAAAGUUGGUCCAUUAUAGGACUCUUAAUGUGGGCUUGCAGGCCCAGUGGUUAGAAUCUUGGUGGCCCUCUUCAGAUGAUGAGUUUGUGUUUGUUGUGGAAGAUGAUUUGGAGGUUUCUCCUCUUUAUUAUCAGUUUCUUAAAGGUUUAAUCUUGAAUUAUUAUUAUAAUUACUCCAAUUUUAGUCCUUGGAUUUAUGGUGCUUCACUUCAACGACCAAGGUUUGUCCCAGGCAAACAUGGGAACAAGAUGAACUUGGAUAGUGGAACCAGACUCUUUCUCUACCAGUUGGUUGGAACUUGGGGUCAGCUUCUCUUUCCAAGACCCUGGAAGGAGUUCCGUCUUUGGUAUGAUGAUCAUAAGGCCAAGGGCAUUAAGCCAGUUCUCGAAGGAAUGGUGACAAAUGGAUGGUACAAAAGAAUGGGAGAGAGGAUAUGGACUCCAUGGUUCAUUAAAUUUGUUCAUUCUCGCGGUUAUUAUAACAUCUACACGAAUUUCCUUCAUGAAAGGGCUCUUAGUAUCUCUCACAGAGAUGCUGGUGUUAACUAUGGGAAAACAGCCGGUCCUGAUUCACAGUUGCUGGAAGGAAAAUCCUUUGAUAUCAACCCACUGGAAAUGCCAUCUUUGAGUAAUCUAGAAUGGUAUGAUUUCUGCUUCAAAAGAAUACUUCCUGGAAGAGUUGCAAAGAAACUUGAUGAAAUUGGUCCAAUUCUUCAUACCAUGGGGAAACAAAAACCUGUCUUGUUGGUCAGCUUAUUGAAUUCUCGAGAGGCGAUUAUAAGGAAUUUAAUAUGCCAUUUUGAGAGGCUUAAUAUUCAAAACUACAUUUUUAUGGUCCCUAAUUCUAAAUCAGAUUUGCUGCACGAUCUGCCUAGGAGAGGGCACCCUGUGAUUGUUACAGAGGAAGUCUUUGACAGCAUCACAAGAAGUAAGAAAACAAGUUCAGAAUUAGUCAAAGAGACAGUGGUGAAAGCUUAUGUAAUUAAGAAAAUCCUGGAUUCCGGAUUUGACAGUUGGGUGAUUACUUCCGACAUGCUUCCACUGAGCAGUAACCCGGAACUCGAUUCCACUAUUUCCAUAAAGAACAACUUCUAUGUAGGUAAAAACUCUAGGAUUUUCGUUGUCAGGAGCUCGUCAUCUUCUCAGGCAGUUUGGGAUGUAAGAUUUGUUGAGAAAUUUGCUUCUUCUGUUGAGUCACUAGUUACCCAAGAUUCAUCACAGAAAGAGAAGGGAAAUUUUGCUGAUAUCGUAGAAAGAUUUGCAGAAAAUCAUGCACUUAGAUUGAAGAGUGUUGAUGAUAUAGGCUUUAGUUUGAAACUUGAGGAAGUCAAUGGAAAUCAAUCGCUACCAACAGAUACUAAGAUGAUUACAUGGUCAGCUGCGAUGGACAGGGAUUCAGUGCGUAAACAUCUUGAAGAACUUGGAAUGUGGAUUAUUGACAGUGACUCUUCUUGCAAAGCUGUGAUCUGUCACCAAUCAUGAUAAGCCGGUGAAUAUACAUCUCUUUCUUCCUUUUCUCUUACCUCGCGGCCUUAUUUUUGUUAGCAUAGCAUAGGUAAAUUGUGCUCUGUAUGUAAUCGUGUACGGUGAUCACUUAUUCUUUUUGGUUUCUUUGCCUGUAUAUGAAUCAACGGAUCAGAAAAUAGAAUGACUCGAAAUCGGAAUGAAAAUAGGCAUUUCCUUGAAA